Molecule: messenger RNA, 915 nt
Organism: Phytophthora infestans T30-4
Lineage: Eukaryota; Oomycota; Peronosporomycetes; Peronosporales; Peronosporaceae
Exons: 2
Coding region: 13-915 (300 amino acids)
Biological process (GO): lipid metabolic process
Cellular component (GO): membrane
Molecular function (GO): oxidoreductase activity, acting on the CH-CH group of donors
Source: RefSeq, a predicted model, not a curated record
CGACAACGAUCAAUGGACGAACCUUUGGUCUCCGGCGGCAUCAUGCUGCUCAUCUGCUUCGGCGUGACAGUUAUUAUGCAGUGCAGCUUCUUUGCUAUCGCCUACACGUGUCAGUUUGACAAGGUGACGGACCUGGCGGGCGCACUCAAUUUCAUCGUGCUAGCAGUAUUGUCGCUCGCGCUACAAGACGCGUACGACACCCGCGCCAUCGUAGUGACAUGCCUUCAAGUGGUGUGGGCCCUACGUUUGGGCUCCUUCCUGCUGAUCCGCGUACUUAAACGCGGCAAGGACGAGCGAUUCGAUGAGAUGCGUGCCAACUGCAUGGCGUUCUUUGGCUUCUGGAUCUUCCAGAUCUUAUGGGUCUUUAUGGUCUCGCUUCCGGUGGUGCUGGCAAAUUCGUGCGGUGACCAGGUCAACGGCAGCUUCGGCAAGGCACCGGACAUUGUUGGCUGUGUUCUCUGGGCGAUAGGAAUUGUGAUAGAGGUCGCCGCUGAUGCCUCCAAGUCAGCCUUCCACGAUGAUCCCAAGAACAAAGGCAAACUGCUACAGUCGGGCGUGUGGAAGUACUCACGCCACCCUAACUACUUUGGCGAAAUACUCUGCUGGGUGGGAGUGACCAUUGUUGCCAGCGCGAACUUCGGUAGCAAUGGAGGCAAGACGUGGUUCUACUACGUCAGCUGUAUCAGCCCCGUGUUCACAUUCCUGGUGCUCAUGUUCCUGUCGGGGGUGCCGCUUGCCGAGGAUCGCUACGACGAGCGCUUCGGGCUAGAUCCGGACUACAUCGAGUAUAAGCGCGCGACGAGCCCAUUGCUCAUGCUGCCGCCGGCGUUCUACCGAUCACUUUCAGACGCGAUCAAGCGCUGGUGCUUCUUUGAACUAGAACGCUAUUCGCGUAAGCUCCGCCAUCCCAGCUGA